Molecule: messenger RNA, 534 nt
Organism: Aspergillus pseudonomiae
Lineage: Eukaryota; Fungi; Ascomycota; Eurotiomycetes; Eurotiales; Aspergillaceae
Exons: 1
Coding region: 1-534 (177 amino acids)
Source: RefSeq, a predicted model, not a curated record
AUGGCUCCAUCAUCAUCCACACCGGAGAACAUAGAUUCUGAGGAUACCGCCGACGUACCAAGUCCCACGGUCGAAAGCCUCAAAGACUUCUCAACCUUUCCAAAUCUCUGGUAUCGAAUACAUGUUUUAAUUGCCGAUCUCAAGAGUUUUGACAAGUCCGCUUCCAAUAAACGGCUCGAGAAGGUCAUUGACCCAUCCUUCAUCGGCGAGCCCUAUUUUACUCCAAAAGAAGCAGAGACGAUCAAGAAGACCAUUAUUAACGGCAAGGAGUUCUCACAAGUUGUUGAAGAGGAACUGAAUAAGCGUCUCGAUCGACGUAACAGGAAACGUUUCGAGAGCGGUGACUUCCGCAUUUGUGCCGCCCACGAUCUUGCUCCUAUAAUGGCACAGGCACUGGGCAUCGACUUGAAGCAGCUGGAAAAGGACAAGCAAUUUGCAAAUCUGGUUGAAGGAAAGGGACUCUACCUGGGAGAACAAAGCUGGGGUGAGUUAAAGAAGAAGUCAUUUGCCCCUAAAACUAGAAAACGCCGGUAA